Messenger RNA from Paramacrobiotus metropolitanus, 1023 nucleotides. RefSeq lists its product as uncharacterized. Bases 1 to 1023 code for a protein of 340 amino acids. The record is from RefSeq and is a predicted model, not a curated record. Lineage: Eukaryota; Metazoa; Tardigrada; Eutardigrada; Parachela; Macrobiotidae. The transcript has 2 exons.
AUGGUUUAUGCUUCCGCUCUUUAUUUUGCGGAUGAAUUGGAUCGGGAGCUUGAGAAAUUUUAUGUACGGCAUGAACUAGACUUGAAAGCUAUGCCGCGCGAUCGUCUGCGCCACUUUUUCCGAAUAAAAUCCUACGAAGAUUUUCAACGCCUGUCUCAGUGUCUUCAAAUUCCGGACACAAUAAGCUGUGAUAACCGGUGCCAAGUAUCUGGAGAAUUUGCACUUGCUGUGGUUCUGCGUCGCCUUGCUUACCCAAAUCGCUGGCGUGACUGCGCCGAUUUACUUGGAAGAGAAGCAACUCAGUUAUCGAGGAUAUUUAAUGCAACCAUAAAUUUUCUUUAUGAUAAACACGGCCAUUUGUUGCGAUCUCUUGGACAACCUUGGCUGGGCGCUGAUAACAUCGCGGCAUAUGCAGCAGCUGUUCAUCGGGCGUCGGGCGGAAGAUACGAUAACUGUUGGGCAUUUGUGGACGGAACUGCACGUGCGAUUUGUCGCCCAGGAAGACUGCAGAGAGAGUAUUAUUCUGGACAUUACCGCGGACAUGUUAUCAAAUUUCAGAGCUUAGUUGCUCCGGAUGGCUUAAUUGUAAAUAUGUAUGGCCCUUGCGAAGGACGGCGGCACGAUAUGUACAUGCUCGGUGCAUCAAAAUUACGACACCGAUUACGUUUGCGGAAUCUUAUUUGGGGAAAAGAUUACUGUAUUUUUGGGGACAAAGGGUACAGUAUAAGUGCUGAGGUCCAGAGCCCAUACAAAGGCGGCAAUAUAAGCGAAGCGGAGAUUGCCUUCAACCUCGUCAUGUCAAAAUGCCGAUUGAUCGUGGAAUUAGGUUUUCAGCGUAUAUGCACGCAGUUUGCAUUUGGAAAUUACCGCGAAAAUCAGAAACUGUUUUGGCAGCAAUCUGCAAAAGCAUAUUUGGUCUCAGCAGUUCUAGCAAACUGCUUGACUUGCAUGUACGGCUUUGAACUUGUUUUUCAAAAGUUUGGCCUUCAGCCGCCGUCUUUAGAAACAUACUUGCGCUUUUAA